Corticium candelabrum is the source of this 1961-nucleotide messenger RNA. RefSeq names its product ATP-dependent Clp protease ATP-binding subunit ClpX-like. NCBI's taxonomy places the organism in Eukaryota, Metazoa, Porifera, Homoscleromorpha, Homosclerophorida, Plakinidae. Gene Ontology annotation, molecular function: ATP hydrolysis activity; ATP binding. The record is from RefSeq and is a predicted model, not a curated record. The transcript has 11 exons. Gene Ontology annotation, cellular component: mitochondrial matrix. Bases 6 to 1898 code for a protein of 630 amino acids.
UGGUGAUGUCUGUCGGUGUCGCCCGAUCUCGUCGUAUUUCCUACGGCUUUUUGUUGUGUUUUGGACAGUACAGUUCGCGUUGCCGCGUCUCGUCAACUCAUAGUCAAUCGAAACAGGCGUUUCUAACAAAUAUCAAACGCGUACUUUCGUUCUGUUCACCACAGGCUGGUGUGAAAAUCAGUGGUGUAAGCUUGAGAGAUGACGUUGGCAGACGUUCUCUGUCUGGUAGCGGAUCUACUGGAAGCGGAAAGUCUGGCGUCACGCAGUUUUGCUGCCCAAAAUGUGGAGCUCCGUUUGACACUGGACCAUCAUUUGUUGUUUCAUCACGUUUCAUUCGUUGCGCACGCUGCAGCCAUUUCUUUGUGUGGCAAUUUGGAGAAGAGAUGACAGAACCCAGCAAGACAGUGAAGGAGGGUAACAACACACAGCAAGCACAUCAACAAAGAUUCGAUUCAAACCGACCACUGCCACCGCCCAAGAAGAUUUAUGAGUAUCUCAAUCAGCAUGUGAUUGGUCAAGACUAUGCUAAGAAAGUGUUAUCAGUAGCUGUGUAUAAUCACUACAAGAGGAUUAAUGUGAAGAAACAGUCAACCAGUAAAUGGCAGCAGCAAGGCUUGAAGAUGAGUCAACACAAUCACCCAUCCUCAUCAUCAUCGUCACAUAUUUGGAAUAGUGGAAUAGCUGGAUUAAAUUCGUUGAUGGCCAUUCAUCCACAUUUUGGAUCUUCUGCUGGUGGGCGACCUGCAGCUCCAAUAGCACAAACAGAAAGUGUGACUGAGACAAGCCAGAAGGACAGCCAACCUGCAGACAAGAAACAAACAUUGAAAGUGAAGGUUGAUAAGAGUAAUGUACUUCUUCUAGGACCUACAGGAUCAGGAAAAACUCUUCUUGCUGAGUCACUUGCUCACUUCUUGGAUGUUCCUCUUGCUAUUUGUGACUGUACGACUCUAACUCAAGCUGGUUAUGUUGGAGAUGACAUUGAGUCUGUUAUAGUCAAACUCAUGCAGAAGUCGCAGUUUAAUGCAGAGAUAGCACAAAGAGGAAUUGUAUUUUUGGAUGAAGUGGAUAAAAUUAGUAGCUUGCCUGGCUAUCGUAUGAGAGACGUAGGAGGAGAGGGAGUGCAGCAGGGUUUGCUGAAACUGUUAGAAGGUACGUUAGUGAGCAUUCCUGAAAGAAAUGACAGACGAGGCUUGAAAUCAGAGCAAAUACAAAUAGACACAACAAACAUAUUAUUUAUUGCUUCUGGUGCUUUUACUGGUCUUGACAAGAUUAUCAGCAGACGGAAAACUAAGAAGAAUGUGGGUUUUGGAGCAAAGGCAACUCCUCAAACUGAUAUGGUUGCCGAAGGGUUUUUUUUGUCCGAUCCAUUUCAUUUGUUGCAUUUGCAAUCAGAAGAAGGAUGUAAAGCUGAAUUGAUCGAGAAAGACAGUCUUCUGCAAGGAGUUGAGUCAGAGGAUCUUAUUGAGUUUGGACUUAUUCCUGAGUUUGUGGGUCGCUUUCCUGUCAUUGUCAGUCUCAGUUCACUGGACGAGGACACUCUGGUGACAAUACUGACUGAGCCAGCAAAUGCACUUAUUCCUCAAUUUCAAAGUCUUUUAGCUAUGGAUAAGGUUGAACUUCACUUUACUGAUGACGCAUUGAGGGAAAUAGCUCGACAAGCACUCGAGAAACAAACAGGAGCUCGAGGUCUUCGGGCCAUCUUGGAACGUUUGCUAUUAGAGCCAAUGUUUGAUGUCCCUGGAUCAGACAUCUGUGCUGUACAUAUUGAUGAUGAAGUGGUACGAGGAGACAAGAGCUCUCAUUAUGUCUACAAUAGCAAGGCUCUAGAUGAGCAGGAAGUUAGUGAGGAAAACAUGGAAACAGAAGUAGAUAGAAGCAUCAACAUGUCAGCGUUAUAAAGAAAGUGUACAAACCUGCGCGAAAACAGUGUGUCUAUUUAGUGGAAAUUUGUAUUGACAGAA